AUGACGGAGAAAAAAACCGCCGCGGCAUACCUGAACGCUCUUUCUUGGACCAAACGAAUAAACAUGAUCAUUUUCUUGUUAUUGAUCCUCCUAAAUAUACUCAUAAAUUUCGCCUACGAGGAGCAAUUAUCAGAGGCCACGAAUGUUAAUAAAGAAAAAAACUCAACCGAACCAAAACCGACGAACAACUCCAUAAUCACAAACUCAUCCGAUCCAGUGCAUUUGAACAACACUGUAACAUAUGAAGAAGUAUCGUUGAAUGAUUAUGAUAAAACUAUCAACAGAAAAUAUUGCGGCGAAGAAC
Acaulospora colombiana is the source of this 304-nucleotide messenger RNA. Lineage: Eukaryota; Fungi; Glomeromycota; Glomeromycetes; Diversisporales; Acaulosporaceae. The record is from the annotation of a GenBank genome assembly.